Molecule: messenger RNA, 414 nt
Organism: Dracunculus medinensis (Guinea worm)
Lineage: Eukaryota; Metazoa; Nematoda; Chromadorea; Rhabditida; Dracunculidae
Source: the annotation of a GenBank genome assembly
UUGCUUAUAUAUAUAUAUAUAUAUAUAUAUUUAUAUUAUAUUUUAAAUUGCUUAUUUAUAUAUUAUAUUAUAUUAUAUUUUAAAAUAUUUAUAUUUAUUUUUAUUUUAAAUUGCUUUAUUAUUAGCCCUUAUUUACUUACGGUAUUUUCUCCACCAUUCACUGCAAGUACUUUAUAUAAUUUACGACUGCUGGAAGGUCAACGAUUUUCAAAAGCUUUCGAAGCACUCAAAAGAGAUUUUCCCGAUAUAUUUCUAACAGGCAUCAAGUUCUGGCCGUUCAUUUUAUUGUUGAACUUCUAUUUUAUACCUCUUAAUUUUCGAGUAAUUUUUGUACAAAUUGCCGCUUUAUUGUGGAAUGCAUACUUCUCAUACCGUACGCAGUUGUGUGCAGGUUUAUAUCCAGACGUGUAUUAA